AUGAUCCUUAUCUCAUUCUUUUUCUUCACUCUUUUUCUUUCUUUCUUCUCUUCUAAUUUUAUUUCCGUAUUUAUUCUUCCUACGUCUUCCUCUUUUUUUCUUCUUUUUUUUCUCUUCAUUCUCUUCAACCAUUUCCUUUUCUUUUUCUUCACUCUUUUUCUUUCUUUCUUCUCUUCUAAUUUUAUUUCUGUAUUUAUUUUUCCUCCGUCUUCCUCUUUUUUUCUUCUUUUUUUUUCUCUUCAUUCUCUUCAACCAUUUCCUUGUCUUCUGCUUCUAAUUUUUGUCUCUCUCUCUCUCUCUCUCUCUUUAGUUCUUUUUCUUCACUUUUUUCUUUCUUUCUUCUCUUCUAAUUUUAUUUCCGUAUUUAUUCUUCCUACGUCUUCCUCUUUUUUUUUUUUUUUUUUUUCUUCAUUCUCUUCAACCAUUUCCUUGUCUUCUGCUUCUAAUUUUUGUCUCUCUCUCUCUCUCUCUCUCUCUAGUUCUUUUUUUCUUCACUCUUUUUUCUUUCUUUCUUCUCUUCUAAUUUUAUUUCCGUAUUUAUUCUUCCUCCGUCUUCCUCUUUUUUUCUUCUUUUUUUUUUCUCUUCAUUCUCUUCAACCAUUUCCUUUUCUUUUUUCUUCCUCUUUUUUCUUUCUUUCUUCUCUUCUAAUUUUAUUUCCGUAUUUAUUCUUCCUCCGUCUUCCUUUUUUUUCUUCUUUUUUUUUCUCUUCAUUCUCUUCAACCAUUUCCUUUUCUUUUUCUUCACUCUUUUUCUUUCUUUCUUCUCUUCUAAUUUUAUUUCCGUAUUUAUUCUUCCUACGUCUUCCUCUUUUUUUCUUCUUUUUUUUCUCUUCAUUCUCUUCAACCAUUUCCUUGUCUUCUGCUUCUAAUUUUUGUCUCUCUCUCUCUCUCUCUCUAUAG
Molecule: messenger RNA, 900 nt
Organism: Acanthosepion pharaonis
Lineage: Eukaryota; Metazoa; Mollusca; Cephalopoda; Sepiida; Sepiidae
Source: the annotation of a GenBank genome assembly